AUUGUGGUGAGAUUGAUAUCUGUGGGCAUUUGCUGAGUAUUCACUGCCAGAGCCCUAUCAAUCUUGUCUUCCACCUCCACAGCAGAGAUUCACAAGAGCAGCUCUGGGCAGGGGCUGAAAUCCCUCUUUUCUUGUGGUGUGUGAACCUUACAAAAGGCUGGCUGCCUGUUAAAUGGGGUCUGCUGUUUAACACAGGGAACAUCAGACUAAAGGAGGCGGAACUACGUGGCUUACAUUCAGAAGGAGAUCUCAGUUUUCUUGCUAAAGCACCAGCACUUUCAGUGAAAAGAGAGAAAAAGAGAUUGUUUUACAGGUUCAGCUUUACUUGUAGUGAGGAGCGAGUUAGGACUCGCAUCAGGGGGGCGCAGAGCCAGGCUGGGAAGCUGCACAGGGAUGAUGGGCUGCCCACCUGCCACACACACAGCAUUGCCAGGCUCUUCACAGACCACCGUGCUAUGAAAUAGCUCUCAGGGUCACUUCUGGAUACGUUUGUGGAUUGGUGAAAUCUGAAGAUGUGAAGCUCAGGGCUUGCUGACCUUACCAUGAGAAUUUAUGCUCUCAAAUGGCUGAGGUUCAGGAUCUUGAAGAAAAGCACUUUGCUUAUUUUGCUGCUAUGGAUAUUGUGCUGGAUGUUUGUGAACACACUGUUUUUUGUCCAUAGAAGGGUGUUUUCAGAUUAUUGCACAGAUGAAGAAAGUAAAAACAUCCUUGCUGGGUUGUGUUAUGAAUACACAGAUGGAGCAGUAGUUGGAGACCUUUGUGAAGACUUAUGUGUGACCCAAAAGCUUGUUUACAAACAUUGUCUUUACUACCAUCGAGGUAAGAAGGUAAUUCAAGCUGAUUGGCAAGGAACGUCAAUUAUUUUGAAAUCUAAGAAUGAGUUGUUUUCAACAUUCCAGCCUCCAAUAUCAUUGGAGGGAUCUAAUACUCAAAUACCUUCAGAUACAGACAUUCUUGUGAUGGUUGCUGUGGAAAUUAAAAACAUCCUGGGUUUGGAUUUACCAAAUAAUACUGUGAUACCUCUAUGGACUGAAAAAAAGAAAAGCCGUAACUGGAAAGCUGAGUUGGCCAGUAUGUGGUCUUUAUUUCAGCAAGAAGAAUAUCUGCUCUUUAAUUUAUUGCAAGACUUUAGCAGGCAUGUCUUACAUGUCAUUGGGACCUGCGGUCAUUUUUACGCUGUGGAGUUUCUUACCGCUGGUCAUGCUUGGAAAGAGAGUCUGUUUUCUUUAGAAGAAGUUCUUAGUCAAUGCAACUCUGCUCAAAAAAAGGCGACUGCUCUCAUUGAUAUCGCAGUCAGUUUCCUAGACAUGGUUCAUCAAUUUGACAAUGACUUCUCUCAUCGCCUCCACCUCUGUGAUGUCAAACCAGAGAACUUUGCGAUUAGAAGCGAUCUCACAGUGGUUGCUAUUGAUAUGGAUAUGGCUUUCUUUGAACCCAAAAUGCGGAAUAUCCUGGAACAAAAAUGUACAUCUGAUAAAGACUGCAAUUUUUUUGACUGUUUUUCAACUUGUAAUUUAGAAACAUUUAAGUGUGGAGCACAAAGAGAGAAUAAUAAUCUACAAGUAAUCUGUGACAAGAUAUUCCGGCGCUGGUUUACAAGGAGCAUCAUGGAUUCAACCACUUCCUUUCCACUACAAGUAGAGCUACAUAAAGCCGUACAACAAUGCGCUCAGUCUGCAAAUAAAGACAAACCCUUUUCUCAUCUAUAUAGUUUACUGCGAGCAAGUCAAAUGGAACUUAAGAAACAAAAUGAUUAAUCAAAUCAUUAUUUUCCCUCAAUCCAUAACAGUUUAAUCAUAUAGUGCUGUUAACCCUGGUUAAAUGAAGGCAAGGCUAUGAAAAUCUCAUUUCAUUUUAUGAGUCUGAGUGAAGAAAACUUAUUUUUACGUUAGAAUAUUCCUUUAACCCCUUCCCGCCCUUAGGAUGUUCUAUGCCAUCUUAACUGCACUGGGCUUUAAUGCCCUUCAGACGGCAUAGAUCGUCCUAGCCUUUUGUCUGUACUGAAUCCAAAGGCGGUCCCUUAAUAGGAUUGCGGGCUGGAGGGCAUGCCUAACGUCAUAGGCACCCUCCCAGACACAAUCCCAUCAUUGAAAUCCCACGACCGCAUGAACGAUCGGAUGAUUUUACUUUUUAACUUAUUUGUUUACAACUUUGUUCUGAUGUAGACAAAUAAGUCCAGGCGGGAAGAAGUUAAUAACUCUACCUGUAAAGUUUGUAAUUGGCUGCAUCAAAAAAACCUUAUCUAAAAAGAAAUAACAGCAUCUAGAAAAAUUCCAUUGUUCAAAUAUGGAAAGUAAUUAUCAUUUUAUCAAAUACUUGCACUGAAAACAUUCCUUAUAGAAAACAUACCUCAUGUUUUUGAAACAAAAUCUAAAAGCAGAAAAGAAGAUAGGCAAAGGAGCAUAAACUAAAAAUAUAUUUUGCAAUAAAAUGUUUAAUUAUAAACAGUAGAAAAUAUAAUUUAUGUAAGAACUUAGCUUAUAAAUUAAUUUCUUUCAUAUUGGCAAGAGUCCAUGAGCUACUGACAUAUGGGAUAUGCAAUCCUACCAGGAGGGGCAAAGUUUCCCA
Molecule: messenger RNA, 2568 nt
Organism: Bombina bombina (fire-bellied toad)
Lineage: Eukaryota; Metazoa; Chordata; Amphibia; Anura; Bombinatoridae
Gene: DIPK1C
Product: divergent protein kinase domain 1C
Exons: 4
Coding region: 543-1757 (404 amino acids)
Source: RefSeq, a predicted model, not a curated record